AUAUACAAUUGUACUGCCAUUCACCCGCCGACUCUUCAUGGUCAUUUUAAGUGCAGAAAUUGGUUUUGUUUUACCUUUACGUUAAUUUUCCUGCUGACGGUAUAUAUAUUCACGUAUUAAACAUACCAAUUAGAACCUCCACGAACAGGGGCAUUGGAUUGCGGCAUUUCAUUAUACGAAAGUUUCGCGGUGUCAGUUUGUCGUGGUCGCUUGAACUGAUAAAACAUCAAAAAAACGGAGCUAAACUUCCGCUUCCAUUCGGCGUGGGAGUGUUGGGCAUCUUUUCUUAUCAAAGAGGCAAUUAUUAGAUAAAUAUACAACAAAAUAUGCAGGAAACAUAUUUAUAUGAUCCCAAUUUGCUGCUUAAGCUGGACUUUCAUCGCAGCCCGGCUAAAUUUCAACCUUUCAUUUCUGCUGCCAGUCCAGGUGAAUCUUGGCUGAAAGUACGUCCACUUAAGGAUACGGAUUAUGAUCGUGGCUUUUUGCAGUUGCUAUCACAACUUACACAUGUGGGUAAUGUGAAUCGCACCCAGUUCCUGACUCGUUUCUCGCAGAUGAAAGCUAGUGGAGAUUACUUCGUGACCGUCAUUGAGGAUACACGUAAGGGCGAGAUCAUUGGAGCUGCUUCACUUGUGAUUGAACGCAAGUUUAUACACAAUUGCUCAGUGCGUGGUCGUUUGGAGGAUGUGGUAGUCAAUGAUACGUACCGUGGCAAGCAGUUGGGCAAGCUAAUUGUGGUAACCGUUUCCUUGUUGGCCGAAGAAUUGGGCUGCUAUAAAAUGUCCUUGGACUGCAAGGACAAACUAAUCAAGUUUUAUGAAUCUUUGGGAUAUGUCCUAAUACCAGGAAACUCGAAUUCCAUGACCAUUCGUUACGAUGAAGCACCUCAAACGACGCUCAAACGAAAUGUGACCUCAACUCAUGGCGGCGGCGACAACUCCUGCCAAACUAAUUCUCAAUAUUAUAAUUUUUUCUCCCCUUUCUGCUACUGAUCGAUCGAUUGAUUGAAUGAAUGAAUGAAUGAACUAUCCAUCAAACAACCAACCAACUGAGUAAAGGUAGUAGUUAUAUUGCCUUUUAAGAGCACUUUCAUCAAGUAGCCCAAAAUACAUAUUAUAUAUACAUCCUAUGUACUAAAUGAAAAAAAGAAAAUCACAUUCAAAACUAA
Messenger RNA from Drosophila willistoni, 1168 nucleotides. It is a transcript of the gene Gnpnat, whose product is annotated as probable glucosamine 6-phosphate N-acetyltransferase. NCBI's taxonomy places the organism in Eukaryota, Metazoa, Arthropoda, Insecta, Diptera, Drosophilidae. Gene Ontology annotation, cellular component: Golgi apparatus; endoplasmic reticulum; endoplasmic reticulum-Golgi intermediate compartment. The transcript is spliced from 6 exons. Bases 327 to 992 code for a protein of 221 amino acids. Gene Ontology annotation, molecular function: monosaccharide binding; glucosamine 6-phosphate N-acetyltransferase activity. Gene Ontology annotation, biological process: UDP-N-acetylglucosamine biosynthetic process. The record is from RefSeq and is a predicted model, not a curated record.